Messenger RNA from Formica exsecta, 2687 nucleotides. RefSeq names its product peroxisomal acyl-coenzyme A oxidase 3 (gene Acox3). The record is from RefSeq and is a predicted model, not a curated record. Gene Ontology annotation, biological process: lipid homeostasis; fatty acid beta-oxidation using acyl-CoA oxidase. The transcript is spliced from 12 exons. The coding region runs from base 214 to 2280 and encodes 688 amino acids. Gene Ontology annotation, molecular function: pristanoyl-CoA oxidase activity; fatty acid binding; FAD binding. NCBI's taxonomy places the organism in Eukaryota, Metazoa, Arthropoda, Insecta, Hymenoptera, Formicidae. Gene Ontology annotation, cellular component: peroxisome.
UUCGGCUUAUGAAUUUUAUAAACAGUACAAAGUUUAUAUCCAAUAUCAAAGUUCAAUAUGCAUGUAUGAAUAUAUAUAUCUAUUCUUAUUGCAUUCAGUUAUAUAAAACUGUAGACCGUUUUAAUUAAUGCAAGUCUUGUAAUAACGUUCUGAGGAAAACGGCGAUCCAAUACUCUCUUAUAUAAGAAGAAAAACGUAGCAAAUUUUAUUCCAAUGUACGUUUUCAAAAGAGGAAUUAGCGCAAUGUCUCUUGCCAAUAAUUUGAUAAGAGAUUUACCUAAGGGACCCUUAGAUGUUUAUAGAAAGAGGGCAACAUUUGAUUGGAAAUCGUUCAAAUUAACUUUAGAGAGUGAAGAUGGUAUACGAUUUCAGCAAAAAUUAUGGGAACUUAUCAGAACACAUCCAGCAUUUCAAAGGUCUUCAAUAGGACUAACGAGCUUGGAUGAGCUUCGAAGACGCUGCAAUGCCCAAUUGGCGGCAUUUCACCAGAAUGACAUAAAUCCACUGUAUGACCAAGAACAUUUUUUUUAUACUUUCCAAUAUGAUGGAUCUAUACCUAUAAAAUUAAGCAUCAUGUACACUAUGGUACCAAAUACUAUAUUAGCGUUAGGUACUGAACAACAUCAUCAUCUUGCAGGAGAAUUUAGCAAUGGAAAUUAUAUUGCCUGUUUUGCUUUAACUGAAUUUUCACAUGGAUCUAAUGCAAAAGGUAUGCGGACCACAGCAACAUAUGAUAUAGCGACAAGAAGUUUUGUUCUUCAUACACCUGAUUUUGAAGCUGCAAAAUGUUGGGCAGGUGGUUUAGGAAAAUCUGCUACCCAUGCCCUUAUAUUUGCACAGCUAAUUACACCAGACAGAGUGAAACAUGGUCUGCAUGUUUUCAUCGUACCAAUUCGUGAUUCAAAAACUCAUCUACCUUUACCUGGUGUUACCAUUGGUGACAUGGGUGAAAAAAUAGCGCUUAAUGGAAUAGACAAUGGAUUCAUAAUAUUCGACAAGUAUUCUAUAUCACAUACUUGUCUGUUGAAUCGUACAGCAGAUGUUACCAAGGAUGGAAAAUAUGUGCUCGCUAUAAAGGAUGAACGAAAAAGAUAUGGCUCGUCAUUAGGCGCUCUAUCAUCAGGUCGUGUCAGUAUUACUGUAAUAUGUUCGCACUAUAUGACUCUCGCGCUAACGAUAGCUAUACGUUAUUGUGCAGUUAGGAAACAAUUCGGUCCUACAGACAAGGAUGAUGAGUUACCAGUUAUAGAAUAUCAAGCACAACAAUGGCGAAUCUUCCCUCAUUUAGCCGCAACAUAUGCAAUAAAAAUAUUUUCGACCAUGUUUUAUAAAAAGAUGGUUGAAUUUUCUUUGAAUCGUUUUAUGAGAGAAGACGGAAACUCGAGCGCUGAUCUAGGAAUAGAGAUACACGCGUUGUCUUCCGCAACAAAACCAUUAUGUUCAUGGAUCGCUCGUGAUGCGAUUCAAGACUGCAGAGAAUCUUGCGGUGGUCAUGGAUACUUGAAGAUGUCGCGUUUGGGUGACAUAAGAGCUGAAAAUGAUGCAAACUGUACAUAUGAAGGUGAAAAUAAUAUACUUAUCCAACAAGCAAGUAAUUGGUUGUUAAGUCAAUGGACUAAUGUGAUUAAUAGACGACCAGUGCCAUCUCCGCUGGGUACCGUGGAUUUUCUUGUUGAUGCAGAACAAAUAUUAAAUACCAAAUUUGAUCAAACUACAAUUGAGGAUACAUUGAAACCUAACAAUUUGCUCUUAGCUUUUAAGUGGUUGGUGUGUUAUUACUUGAAAAAGACAUAUCAACAUGUAAACGAUCUUAAAUCAAAUGGGAUGUCCGAUUUUGACAUAAAAAACAAUUCUCAAACAUUUUUAGCACGGACUUUAUCUCUUGUAUAUGGAGAGCAUGCUGUAAUGAUGUAUUUUAUUAGAUGUUUACAAGAUCCGAAAUGGAAAGCAAAUGAACGAGAGGUACUGACAAAAUUGUGUUCUCUAUUCGGAGCUGUAACUUUGGAAAAGAGAUUGGGAGAUUUGUAUGGCAGUGGUUAUGCUUCUUCUAGUAGUAACAUAGACAAUUUUUUGCGGGAAGGAGUUAUAAUAUUAUGUAGGGAUUUACUAGACAACGCGGUUGCGCUGGUUGACGUCUUAGCACCGCCGGAUUUUAUUCUUAAUUCCUCUCUAGGAAUGUCUGAUGGCGAGGUAUACAAGCACAUGAAAGAGUGGAUAUUCAAAGAUAAAGAAAAUUUGGAACGUCCAUCGUGGUGGAAAGAGAUUCGAUCCAAGUUAUAGUAUAAAUACUGCGAUUAUAUAUAUGAGAAAUAUUUCAUAAUUAUUCGAAUUCUUUUUAUUUACGGGUUUUAGAUAAAAAAUACAUUUGAGAGAGAGAGAGAAAAUAAAAAAAAUUCGGAAUAAACGUAUGGUAUAAAUUUACGUCGCGUUAUUUACAGAGUUGUGCAUAUAUAUGUGUAUAUAUAUGCGCAACUGUAUAAUGUCACACGCGCGCGCGCACAUGUAUGUAUGUGUGUAUAUAGGAGUAAUUUGUUAUAUAUUAUGAUAAUUGAUACCUCGAUAUUAAAUUGUUACACAAUAUAUUACUUCAGGUGAGGUAAUGGAUGCUUUAAUAUCAAUUCUUGUUAAACUAUAUCUAUUAAGCAUUUAUUAUAUAUAUAGGGAAUUAAGAUAUAUUUUAAUACAUA